UGUGAAAAGCUUGUAUUCGGCAUGUUGGUCUGUCCUCUCUCCGUACUGCAGGGAAAGGCCUGCUGAUAAUUUGUCAUCUGCCACUGAUGCGCUCUUAUUUUCUCACACAACCCAGCCUUUUCUAAAGGAAAUAAUUUAUUCAUGCGAUAUGAUCAUUGAACUUCAUCAAGCCUAGAUGGAGAAGCUGGCUGAGGGGGGAAAAUACUAUCAUAACGAGGACGUUGGCGAAGGUGGGGAUAUUCCAGUUUUUAUUUGUUUAGUUUUUUAAUUUCUAAGUUGGAUUCUCAGAUUAAAUAGCUCUUAGGAGAAACUUACUUUGUUCUCUUUUUCCCUUUUUGCUUUUGCUUUUUUAAGACUGAUUUCUGGCGGAAGCAUCAAUGCCAUGUAUAUAGCCUGUUUAGAGUUCUCUGUUUCUUUUUUUCAUCGUGUUCUUUUCAGCCAGAGAGAAAAUAAACUGUUUGAUUAUAUUUCAAUUAUGAUUUUAGUUUAAGGUAACCUGUUUUUGUAAAUACUACGGACCAAUUUAGUUUUGUAUGUGUGUAUUAAUUUCACUUGUUCACUUUAUUUCAUUUUAUUCUAUAAACACGGUGUGGUACUUUACAUAAUACUGAAGUGUGGUGGAGAGAAAUGAAAAGGCUGCUCAUAGGUUUUCCCUGGUGCUGACGUCACAGGUUUCUUAAUAGGCAAUAGGCUGAGCUUUAAGAGGUGCGCUCAUUACGGCGUUUCUCUCACACUGAGAGCUCAUCAGAGGAAAAUGGAACACAAAUGACAAGGCUGAGCGCGCUGAUAGCAUUUCAUGGUUAUCUUUCUCUACUUUAGAUACCACUCAGGAUAUAUCGUGAAGCAGUGAGCAUCAUCCCUGAAGGCUAGGCUAUUAUUUUCUGUGCUUAUCCAUAAAAUCGCGCACUUCGGAUCAUGUUGAUGGGCCCGCUAUGAUCUCCAGUCUAUAAGUGUGUUUCAGAAAUGCCGUUUUUUCAACAGUAUACCUGCUGUUUGGAGCUGCUGGCCCUAUGUGGAUUGUUGUCCUGUGGAACAAAAGAGCGACAUUUUACCCCACGGAUGGUGAUGUAAUUGUUCAGAUUAAUUUGGAUACGGUUGGGUUUCCUGGAUCUUACCCAAGAAAGUCAGGAGCGUGGAGACUGGGACGUUGGAGCAACAAAAUAUAUCCCACACACUGGGCUGGGAAUAACUCCAGACAAUGCUUCACUGUGCCAGCUGUGAAAAGCCUAUUCUUGAUAGGUUCUUGCUCAAAGUUUUGGACAGACCGUGGCACAUCAAAUGUGUCCAGUGCUGCGAAUGCAAAUGCACUUUGACAGAGAAGUGUUUUUCACGAGAAGGGAAACUAUACUGUAAAAAUGACUUUUUCAGGAGAUUUGGCACCAAGUGUGACGGUUGCGCCCAAGGGAUUUUACCCAGUGAUCUGGUCCGCAGGGCCAAGAGCAAAGUGUUUCACCUGAACUGUUUCACCUGCAUGAUGUGUAACAAACAGCUGUCCACCGGAGAGGAACUGUACAUCUUGGACGAAUUCAAAUUUGUCUGUAAAGAGGACUAUCAAAACAACAACGGGAAAGACACAAUCCUUCUUUCAGUAACGUCGUGCAGCGACCCAAGUCUGUCUCCCGACUCCCAGGACCCGCAGGAGGACGGGAAGGACUCAGAAACAGGACAUUUAUCUGAUAAAGACGUUGGCAACAAUGAGAACGACGAGCAGAGUGCCGUCGGGAAACGACGCGGGCCUCGAACCACCAUAAAAGCCAAACAGCUCGAGACCCUGAAAGCUGCGUUCGCCGCCACGCCAAAACCCACGAGACACAUCAGGGAGCAGCUGUCACGGGAAACCGGCCUCAGCAUGAGAGUCAUCCAGGUUUGGUUCCAAAAUCGGAGGUCCAAAGAGAGACGCAUGAAGCAGCUGAGCACUUUGGGCGGUCGGAGACACGUCUUUUUUCGCGGACAGAGGAGGAUGAGAGCGCUGGGAGACAGACUGGAACCAGAGGAGCUCGGACACUUCUCUUAUUACGGAGAUUAUCCUGGUGAAUACUAUGGCUCAGGAGGGAAUUAUGAGUACUACCAAGGCCCGCCAUCCUCCCAGGCUCAGACGCCAGCAGACUUGGGCUUUGUGCCCUCCUCUGUCCCUGCUGGCACCCCCUUAGGAGUCACAGACCACCACCAUCCAGGGCACCACUGUGCUGGAGAGCUGCAGUGUUUCUCUGACACAGUAUCUCGUCAUCCUGCAGACUCACCCAGUCCAGAACCCCAUAUACCAGGCUCAGUGCACAGCAUCUCCAGUGAGAUGUGUGGCCCCGGCACACCCUACACCACCGUGUCUCUCAGUGACAACGGAUACACAAACCAGCUGUCACAACCCUCAUCAGAAAUGAGUGAAGGCACUGUCUGGUAAUCCAGCCCACACUUGGACUUUGAAGGCAAAUCAGUGUUUUUUUUUUUUGUUAUUUAUUUAAUGUACAUUUAUUUAUUUAUUUAUUUAUUAGUCUAUUUGCUUACGUUUCUGUUAAACUCUAUUUAACUAUUUAUAAAUCUCUAUAUUUAUAUGUUGGUGUAAUUGUUUAUUGACUAGCCAAUCAAUAGUAUUUUAAAUGGUCCAUGUGAAUUAGACUCAUUAACACAUUUACAAUGCUGCGGCUCACCGAUCAAGCAAUAAACAGACACAUUUAUAA
Molecule: messenger RNA, 2675 nt
Organism: Scatophagus argus
Lineage: Eukaryota; Metazoa; Chordata; Actinopteri; Scatophagidae
Product: LIM/homeobox protein Lhx1-like
Exons: 5
Coding region: 1199-2398 (399 amino acids)
Biological process (GO): neuron differentiation; regulation of transcription by RNA polymerase II
Cellular component (GO): nucleus
Molecular function (GO): DNA-binding transcription factor activity, RNA polymerase II-specific; RNA polymerase II transcription regulatory region sequence-specific DNA binding
Source: RefSeq, a predicted model, not a curated record